UCUCUCAUCCUAUUACCAGCACAAUCCACCAGCCACUCUUUGUCUCUACUCAGGAGAGAAGGCAGAGAGUCAAGGGUUUGUCUAAAGAAAGCUGAAUUUUCAGAAGCGUACACAAACCCUCAGAAAGAGCGGUGGAAGAAGGCCUGGACGGUUGCCACUGUAAUUAUAAACUUUUGACUUAUAUUCCUAUUUCUUACACUUCCUGACCAGAGCUCUCUCAAACCUAGUGGAGCUGCAUGAAGAGCCACCGUUUCUUUUUGAAAAGGUCUUAAGUCAUUAGUAUAGACCAUGCAGACCUUCUGGAUCCUGCUGCUUGCCUCUCUGAGCCUCUCAACCCUGGCUGGUGCUGAGAAAGGCCUCGAAUUUCCACGCUAUGAUGGCAAAGAUCGUGUCCUGGACAUAAAUGAGAAGAACUACCGCAAAGCCCUGAAGAAAUACGACAUGCUGUGCCUUUUCUACCACGCUCCUCCACCAACUGCAAAAGAGCUGCAGAAACAGUUACAAAUGACUGAACUAGUGCUAGAGUUAGCUGCUCAAGUCUUGGAGGCAAAGGAUAUUGGCUUUGGAAUGGUUGAUUCCCAAAAAGAUGCCAAGGUUGCCAAGAAACUAGAUUUGCAUGAGGAAGGCAGCGUCUAUGUCUUUAAGGAGGACCGUGUGAUUGAAUUUGAUGGACUGCUCGCUGCAGACACUCUUGUGGAAUUCCUUUUGGAUCUGUUGGAAGAUCCGGUUGAGAUAAUUGACAAUGCUCUGGAGUUGCGAGCAUUUGACCGUAUGGAAGAAGACAUCAAACUCAUUGGUUUCUUUAAGAGUCGUGACUCUGAACAUUAUCUUGCUUUCCAAGAGGCAGCUGAACAGUUUCAGCCUUUUAUCAAAUUUUUCGCCACCUUUGAGAAAUCUGUCGCAAAAGAGCUGACUUUGAAGAUGAAUGAGGUGGACUUCUAUGAGCCAUUCAUGGAGGAACCAGUCACCAUUCCAGACAAACCACACUCAGAGGAAGAGCUGGUGGCCUUCAUAUCCGAACACAGGAGACCAACUCUAAGAAAGCUCAGGGCAGAAGACAUGUUUGAGACCUGGGAGGAUGAUUUAAAUGGAAUUCACAUUGUAGCCUUUGCAGAAGAAGAGGACCCUGAUGGUUUUGAAUUCUUGGAGAUUUUGAAGGAGGUGGCCAGAGACAACACACACAAUCCAGAUUUGAGUAUUGUGUGGAUCGACCCAGACAACUUCCCACUGCUCAUUCCUUACUGGGAGAAGACCUUCAAGGUUGACCUCUUCAGACCACAGAUUGGUGUAGUUAAUGUUACAGAUGCGGACAGUGUCUGGUUGGACAUGAAUGAUGAAGAUGAUCUGCCUUCACCUGAAGAGCUGGAAAACUGGAUAGAAGAUGUGCUCUCUGGAACAGUGAAUACAGAGGAUGAUGAUGAUGAUGAUGACGAUGAUGAUGAUGAUGACGACGACGACGACGACAAUGACAAUGACGACGAUGAUGAUGAUGACGAUGAUGAUGAUGACGAAGAUGAUGAUGAAUGAUUCAUAUACUGUGAACCUCAAACAAAUCUGCUGAAAGAACUUGUCUUUUACACCAAAAUCAUUUUGUACAUUUUGUACAUCAGUGGAUAAACUGCAUAAUGUUCUUAAUAUUAAAUUGAAAUUAUACAGGUCAAAAAUGUCUCUUAUUUAUAUAGGUCAAAAUCAUUUAUUUUAACCACCUCUAAACUGGAAACUAAGGAGGGGAUUUAAAUGAAAUACUGCGGUGUAAUUUUGUCACUGCAUUAUGUACUACUCUUCUGUACAUUUUCUACUGUAAUCAGUCACACAAGGCAAUAAAACUUUACAACUGGU
Labeo rohita (rohu) is the source of this 1839-nucleotide messenger RNA. It is a transcript of the gene casq2, whose product is annotated as calsequestrin 2. The transcript is spliced from 11 exons. The record is from RefSeq and is a predicted model, not a curated record. The coding region runs from base 289 to 1527 and encodes 412 amino acids. NCBI's taxonomy places the organism in Eukaryota, Metazoa, Chordata, Actinopteri, Cypriniformes, Cyprinidae. Gene Ontology annotation, biological process: regulation of cardiac muscle contraction by regulation of the release of sequestered calcium ion. Gene Ontology annotation, cellular component: sarcoplasmic reticulum lumen. Gene Ontology annotation, molecular function: calcium ion binding.